UAACGGCGGCGGGACUGAUCCGUUCCACUGUUCGUAUCAUAAACUUCGAAUCGGAUUCAGAAACAGUGGGAAGUCCGGGAAGGAGAUUACCUAUUGUUUUCGAAGAAUAAUUAAAUAAAGCGCUGUAAUUUUAUGGGAAAAUGGUUGUUUUAGAAGAGCAAAUCACUUUUAUACAUCAGUGGGCUGAGGAUUUAAGUGAAGGUGUUUCAUAAAGUGUUAUUUGGAUUACCUCUGGAUUAUCUGAAAGGAAUGAACAUUAAUUUCUUAUGGACAUAAAGUCUGUUAUGGACAUUGCAUUUGACAGUCAACAUGUGCUUAUUAUCUUCACGAUGGGACUCCUGACUUCAACAGCCCAGUGAUGUUAGCCAUGAGUCACUACAACUCUUCAGGGCCAGCGUCCCUCCACCCGCUCUCCAACCACAGCCAGGGGGACUUGGAGAGGGAGGUGACCAUGGAGGUGCUGGCCCAGCAGGGCAACCUGUCCCUGGACAAGCCCAUGUCCAGUGGCCCCAUCGCAGCUGUCCUCUCCAUGACCCUGGGCAUCAUCUCCAACAUCGUGGCCCUCUUCAUCCUGGCCAAUGCCUACUCUCUCCAGCGACGACGCUCCAAAGCCACCUUCCUCCUGUUUGCCAGCUCCCUGGUGGCCACCGACUUCGCCGGCCACGUGAUCCCCGGGGCACUCGUCCUCCGGCUCUACCUCUCCGGAGGUGUGUCGGAGGAGGAGGCCGAGGCGAGCGACUCGGCCGACGCCAUGUGCCAGUUCCUUGGAGGCAGCAUGGUCUUCUUCGGCCUGUGCCCUCUCUUCCUGGGUUGCGCCAUGGCAGCCGAGCGCUGCCUGGGGGUCACCCAGCCCCUUCUCCACUCCUCGUUGGUGACCACCACCCGGACGAAGCUUUCCCUCUCCCUCAUCUGGCUGGCAGCCCUCUGUGUAGCUCUGCUGCCUUGUUUCCAGCUGGGCUCCUACACCUACCAGUACCCCGGAACGUGGUGUUUUAUUAAAGUGCUGGGGGACACCGGCGAGGGGGAUCUGGCAUUCGUCAUGCUCUUUUCUGGACUGGGUCUGGCAUCACUGGCCGUGGCCCUGGUCUGUAACACCAUCAGCGGACUGACUCUGGUUCUGGCCCGGAUGAGGAGAAAGCCCAGCUCUCACCACUCGGCAAAGUCUCAUGACAUUGAGAUGGUGGUGCAGCUGGUGGGCAUCAUGGUGACCUCCUGUAUCUGUUGGAGCCCCCUGCUGCUCUUUGGCCUGAUGACGGUGAUGCGCUCCUACGGAGACUCCAUUGGUGACGACCUGUCUACCUACAAAACUCUGAUGGUGAUGGGCGUCCGGCUGGCUUCCUGGAACCAGAUUUUGGACCCCUGGGUCUACAUCUUGCUGCGACGCGCCGUGCUCAGGAAGAUCUACCUCAUCACGAAGCGCCAGGCCGACCUGAAGGGCAGCGUGUUGCGGCGAUGGGAUGGCACGUCAUUCCACAGCUCGGAAAAGCAUGUUGGCAACAGGAUCUGAAGUGGUGGUACUUGUGAUGGCUGGUGAACAGGGAUUUCAUUCGGCAUACAUGCACAGUAUGAAUACUGCAUGCAGUAUGAAUCUCCAGUGUUCAAACCAGUGUCCGACCCGAGAGGAUGCCGGUGUGACCACGUUGAGUUGGUUGAUACUCAGUUGAAAUAGGCCCACACACACAUGGUAGCUGCAUGGUAGGACACCAGGCUGAAGCGGUGACUCCCAGACAAAGGCUUGCGUUGAAGUAAGUUUAAGGGACUUGAGAUCUGAGGCCUUGGUUAUGGUCCUCGAGGGAGAAAACGACACUAGAGAGAGUCCGAAGGCAACCUGUAAGAUGAGGUUGCUUGAACCUGAACAUGCUAUGGAUUGAAAAUCGCCUGACAACUUUGAAGUGACACUUGUGGCAGCGGUGGGCAGUCAUGCAGAGAAAGACAAAGCUCAUGUGUCACUCAGCACAUUCAUCUUCUCGCCAGGAUGGCCGUACAGAAACUGGUACUCUAUCUCAUGAGGUUCAAAAUCCAAAUAAGUGGAUGGAAGAGUCCUGAGGUAACGAGAACCCUCCAUGUGACAUUGCACUUUGGAGGUUUGGGAUGUGUGUCAGAGCACACUGUUAGCCAGAAGACAUUCCCAAUACACCCUUAUAUGGCUGAAAGAUGCUGAAAUCUACCAAGAUGACAUGUGGAUGUUUAGAAAAUGGUGACUUUGGCCAGAAUGUUCAUUGUUAAUGCUAGGGUCCUAAAACAUUUUUUUCAUUUAUGGCAGGAACAAGAAAGAAUGUCUUUCUUAGAGGGCACCUGAAAUUAGUUUUUGUGCUUAAACAAAAAACAACAUUGAAUGUUGAUAAAUGCUAAGGUACAUGCAUGGUAUUUAUUUUGAAACAGUUGUGUGUAUGGAGUUCAAAACAGAGAACGGAAGGGCAAAUCAGAGGGUUAGAACCAUCUAUUCCUCAUGAACAAAAUGCUAAGUAAGCUAUAUCACACAUUUAAAUUCCUAACUGUAAUCAAAUGGAAAACAAAGCUAGAACUAUAAUUUCCUAUUACUUUAUGUACAUAAAGCUACUUAAUGUCAAACAUUGCAAAAUGUUAUUUAUUGCCUGUAUUAUACCUCAAUUAUCUGAGGACGUCUUCAAAAGUUAUGAAAUGAGUUCUGUAAAUAAAGCUAUGA
Molecule: messenger RNA, 2665 nt
Organism: Osmerus eperlanus (European smelt)
Lineage: Eukaryota; Metazoa; Chordata; Actinopteri; Osmeriformes; Osmeridae
Gene: ptger1a
Product: prostaglandin E receptor 1a (subtype EP1)
Exons: 3
Coding region: 359-1507 (382 amino acids)
Biological process (GO): positive regulation of cytosolic calcium ion concentration; adenylate cyclase-activating G protein-coupled receptor signaling pathway; inflammatory response
Cellular component (GO): plasma membrane
Molecular function (GO): thromboxane receptor activity; prostaglandin E receptor activity
Source: RefSeq, a predicted model, not a curated record